Harmonia axyridis is the source of this 3168-nucleotide messenger RNA. RefSeq names its product flocculation protein FLO11-like. The record is from RefSeq and is a predicted model, not a curated record. Bases 1135 to 3114 code for a protein of 659 amino acids. The transcript is spliced from 3 exons. Lineage: Eukaryota; Metazoa; Arthropoda; Insecta; Coleoptera; Coccinellidae.
AGUAUUUUGAGAAUUCUAAUCAAUGUACACAUAUUGGUAAAUAAGAUCAAAUGAUAUCAGAAGUAUAAAAGAAAAUGUUUGGGAAAUAUCAUCAGAAACAUCUUCAAAUAUGAUUUUCAUUUUCUUCUUAUUGUGUAGUAUAUUCAUCGGUCUGGGUACCAGUGAUAGAAACGUAAGAAAUGUUUCAAUUUUGCCCGGAAAAGAAUUGACGAAAAAGUAUGAUGACAAAUCAAAUAUAACACUGAAAAAUCUUAUCACUGAGACUAAAAAGCUGAAAAGGUAUAAAUACCCAAUAACAUCAGAACUACCUACAACCAGAAGUUGGUAUACUACAACAUAUAGGCCAUCUACAACGAGAGAUUGGUUUACUACAACAUAUAGGCCAUCUACAACCAGAAGUUGGUAUACUACAACAUAUGGGCCAUCUACAACUAGAGAUUGGUUUACUACAACAUAUAGGCCAUCUACAACCAGAAGUUGGUAUACUACAACAUAUACGCCAUAUACAACUAAAGAUUGGUCUACUACAACAUAUGAGCCAUUUACAACUGGUAGUUGGUUUAAUACUACAACGACUUACCCCACUACUGAAACUCAAAAUACUACUUGGACCGAUAGAACAACAAAUACUACUUCCCGAACAACAACGUGGACACCUGGUAAUGAUACUACUUCAAGUACACCGAGUAGUUCUACUCCCUGGCAGCGUAUAGUCAAUUUUAUCUAUAACAUCUCGAACUCCAGUGUAAUUAUCAACAACUACAAUUGAAAUCGAAUUCAUGGACUGUGAACUAAGUAUUGAAAUGGAAAUUUUUUAAAAAGUGCGUAAUCAACACAUUAAAACUUUAUUACUUACAUUGUAUUAUUAUGUAAAACUUUCAUUCUGUUCUGUAUAUGGUGAAUUUCGUUUUUUGAGAAAUAAAUCUACAGAUACCAUAAUUGCGAUUACUUCAAUCUGUUGAACAUAUGGCAUUUUUAAGUUCUUUUUGAUGAUUUCCAUCGAGAGUGGUAAUCUUAUCGAACAAAUAGAAAUCAAUAAAUCGAUAUUAUGGGUCAUUUUUCCUUUAUCAGCCUAUUGAAAUUGAAUUAGUUCUGCCGAAUUGACUAAUAAACAGUAUUCAUAGGUCCUAGUUUAUGUACACAUAUAUUUGGAGAAUUAUAUUGAAAGAUAUGAAAAAUAUAAAAGAGUUUGAUUAUGCAUGGAGGAAAGUUUCAGUAGAAAUCUUCAGGAAUAGGAUUUUGGUUAUCCUUUUUAUAUCUGCCAGCAUCUUCAUUGGUCUAGGUCGAGCUGAAGAUGAUUUGCAGUUCUCCACAGAUACACAUAUACAAGAUGUUUCGAAUUCAUUCAAAAACGAACUGAAACGUCAUAAAGGGUCAAAUGAUAUAACCCAUGAAAAUGGUCGUGAUGAGGACAGAAAGCUGAAAUGGGCUGAAUAUCAUGACUAUAAUGACCUACCACCUGAAGAAGAACAAUUUCCUAGAACAAGAACUGAGUCACCAGGUAGGGAUGAAUAUAAUACAGGACCAGAACUACCACCUGAAGAAGAACCAUUUCCUAGUACAACAACUGAGUCACCAACUAUACCGCCCACGUCUUUUCCUAGUACAACAACUGAGUCACCAAGUAUUCCGCCCACGUCUUUUCCUAGUGCAACAACUGAGUCAUCAAGUAUACCGCUCACGUCUUUUCCUAGUACAACAACUGAGUCACCAAGUAUACCGCCCACGUCUUUUCCUAGUAUAACAACUGAGUCACCAAGUAUACCGCCCACGUCUUUUCCUAGUAUAACAACUGAGUCACCAAGUAUACCGCCCACGUCUUUUCCUAGUAUAACAACUGAGUCACCAAGUAUACCGCCCACGUCUUUUCCUAGUACAACAACUGAGUCACCAAGUAUACCGCCCACGUCUUUUCCUAGUAUAACAACUGAGUCACCAAGUAUACCGCCCACGUUUUUUCCUGGUACAACAACUGAGUCACCAAGUAUACCGCCCACGUCUUUUCCUAGUACAACAACUGAGUCUCCAAAUAUACCGCCCACGUCUUUUCCUAGUACAACAACUGAGUCACCAACUAUACCGCCCACGUCUUUUUCUAGUACAACAACUGAGUCACCGAGUAUACCGCCCACGUCUUUUCCUAGUACAACAACUGAGUCACCAAGUAUACCGCCCACGUCUUUUCCUAGUACAACAACUGAGUCUCCAAAUAUACCGCCCACGUCUUUUCCUGGUACAACAACUGAGUCACCAAGUAUUCCGCCCACGUCUUUUCCUAGUGCAACAACUGAGUCAUCAAGUAUACCGCUCACGUCUUUUCCUAGUACAACAACUGAGUCACCAAGUAUACCGCCCACGUCUUUUCCUAGUAUAACAACUGAGUCACCAAGUAUACCGCCCACGUCUUUUCCUAGUAUAACAACUGAGUCACCAAGUAUACCGCCCACGUCUUUUCCUAGUAUAACAACUGAGUCACCAAGUAUACCGCCCACGUCUUUUCCUAGUACAACAACUGAGUCACCAAGUAUACCGCCCACGUUUUUUCCUGGUACAACAACUGAGUCACCAAGUAUACCGCCCACGUCUUUUCCUAGUACAACAACUGAGUCACCAAGUAUACCGCCCACGUCUUUUCCUAGUACAACAACUGAGUCACCAAGUAUACCGCCCACGUCUUUUCCUAGUACAACAACUGAGUCACCAAGUAUACCGCCCACCUCUUUUCCUAGUACAACAACUGAGUCACCAAGUAUACCGCCCACGUCUUUUCCUAGUACAACAACUGAGUCACCAAGUAUACCGCCCACGUUUUUUCCUGGUACAACAACUGAGUCACCAAGUAUACCGCCCACGUCUUUUCCUGGUACAACAACUGAGUCACCAAGUAUACCGCCCUGGUCUUUUCCUAGUACAACAACUGAGUCACCAAGUGUAUCGCCCACGUCUUUUCCUAGUACAACAACUGAGUCACCAAGUAUACCGCCCCGGUCUUUUCCUAGUACAACAACUGAGUCACCAAGUAUUACGCCCCAGUCGUCCGCGUUGAAACGUAUAGUCAAUUUGUUUUAUCAUAUCCCAAACUCCGAUGUAAUCAUCCACAACUACAAUAAUUGAACUUAAAAAAUUGGACUUGUAUAAUAUACUAAAAUAAAAAUUGAAAAACAUGAA